UUAGGCAUGUAAAAAUGUUGCUGAAAGUUGUGUUUCUCUUGGUGGGGCUGAGUUACAUGGUGAGUCCUUCUUCCUUUGUGAUUAACACUGCAUCAGAUAGCACAUGGCCUGAAGUGGAGGAACUGUUACCACACUACAAGGUUAAGGUUCCACUUCCGACUCCUGGUACACCGUGUCCACCUUUGAAAUUACCAGAAUCUCAGCCAAUUGACUCUUCAGCUGUGCGCAAGACUAUGUUUGUACCUGCAAGGAACCGCAGACCCAUACCUCAUGAAAUGAAGCCUAUAUUACUGCCAACGCUGCCUUCUCCUGAGAUAAAACCUCCAUCUCAACCAAAAAGUGUACAGCUUUUGUGUCACAUUGACCGGAUUUACGUGAGGGUUCUGAAGAGUCUCUUUACUAAUCCAGAAGCUGAGAAAUAUCUCAAAGUGGGAACAUGUCCUGUGAAUAAAGACACACCUGAGCAUUACUACUUCCUGUAUCCCAUCAACAGCUGCAAUGUACAACGUCAGGAAAAUGAAAACCGUGUCUUGUAUUCAAACACUCUGACCUAUGAGCCUGUGAGCGAUGAACUGAUUAUUCGUGAGAUCGCAUUUUCUGUGCAACUGGAAUGUCAUUACAACAAGCAUUUCCGCUCCUACAGUGUUGGUUAUCAGCCUCAAGUGGAAGCAGGAACAGUUUUCUUAAGCUUACAAGGUGGAGUUUCACUUACACCUGUAGAUGAUCAUUGGGAACCUCUUGCUACAUGGCAGACCUAUACAUUUGGGCAACCCAUGUACUUUGAGGCCAGGACUCCUGCUAGUCAUGAUAAAAAGAGGCUCUACUUCAGCAAGUGCUAUGUUACUGCUUCUUCAGACCCGGACACUACACCUAAAUUCAUUGUGAUGGACAACUAUGGCUGCAUGGUUGAUGGCAAGAACAGUCCUCAUAGCAAGUUCCACCCUACUGAGGAUGUGACCACAUUACGGUUCUCUGUGGGAGCUGUUAUGUUUAAGGACAUGAUGUCCCAGCCUUCAGAAAAGAGGGAAAUGUUCCUUCACUGUGAAAUGCACCUGGGACCAGAAAUGCCAACUUUGAGUGCAAAAGCCUGUUCCUACAAGGCAGAUACAAAUGAGUGGGUAGAGUUGUAUGGAGAUGACUCUCUGUGUGCUUGCUGUGACACUUCCUGUCCUGCUCCAGAUCCUUCAGUGGGUACGAAGAUCAUCUCCAGCAGUCCCUGGGAGGUUAAAAGCCAGUACACUCAACAACCUGCACAGAAACACUUUAAAACAGGGGAGAAAGCCCUGAAUUAUGCAGAGUUUGAUCUCUUCUGGGACAAUGCUCAUGAGAAAGUUCUUGAUUGAUCCAGAGCACCCUGUGCCUUUGUUACAUGGUGAAUA
Hemibagrus wyckioides is the source of this 1379-nucleotide messenger RNA. Its product is annotated as zona pellucida sperm-binding protein 3-like. The record is from RefSeq and is a predicted model, not a curated record. Gene Ontology annotation, molecular function: acrosin binding. Gene Ontology annotation, biological process: positive regulation of acrosome reaction; egg coat formation; binding of sperm to zona pellucida. The coding region runs from base 15 to 1343 and encodes 442 amino acids. The transcript is spliced from 8 exons. Gene Ontology annotation, cellular component: extracellular matrix. NCBI's taxonomy places the organism in Eukaryota, Metazoa, Chordata, Actinopteri, Siluriformes, Bagridae.